CGGGGUGCUACAGACAGUGCGAACAGAAUUUAGCAUAUUAAUUAUCUUCUCCCGUUUUGUUUAUUUUUCGUAUUUGAAAACGUCUACAAAUCUUAACACUGGCAAAUCAACGAUCUCCAGACGAACAUGUGAAAAACCCACGCAGAGGAUACAGGAAGUUGAACCCAUUUUCAUGUGUUGGAAAAAUGGGCAACUCCAAAUCCUCUAAGUCAACCAGGUAUUUUGACGAUGACAUACCAACACUCAAGUCACUUGAAAUGCCGCAGAAGGAGCGUGACCUUCACCUCGCGGUUAUGGCCAAUGACAGGGAAGGGGUCAAACUGUGUAUAAGUCAUGGAACGGAUAUAAACUACCCAUGGAGUAACCCCCUGAUCCCCAGCGUCAAAGACAGCACGACCCCUCUGCUGGCAGCCGUGUCUCUAAAUCAUGUGGAGAUUACAGAGAUUCUGAUUAAGGCUGGAGCUGAUAUAAAUCUGACAGACAGGAACAGUUGUUCCCCCUUGUAUAAGGCAGCAUUUCAUGGCCGACCUGUCCUCAUAGAAAUGCUUCUAAAAGCAGGAGCAGACAUCAAUCAGGCAGACAAAGAAGGCCAGACUCCGCUGUAUAUCUGUGUUCAGAAUGCCUUCGUACACUCCAGCUAUGCUGCCGUGGAAUGUUUGUUAUCUGCUGGAGCCUCUAUAAAUAGAUGUGACAACUCCGGUAGGUACCCCAUUCAUGUUGCUGCUCACUGGAAACUAAAAGAUAUGAUCCGUAUUUUACUGAAUGUGAACAGUGAUGUAAACACGUUAGACAAUCAUGGUCGCACACCACUUUACGUGUGCGUCAGCUCGCUCAGCACUGGACUGUAUAAAGAGGACCUCAAGUAUCAGGUACCCUGUAUCAAAGUUCUGUACUCAGCAGGCUGUGAUAUGUUAAAUCUUGUGGACUGGCUCAAGUGGAAAGGUCCAGGAAUCCCCCUGGAGCUGAUGAGGGAUGACCCCAAUUUCUUAAUGUGGUAUAAAAAGAACAUGAAUUCUCCCCAUUCGCUGAUGAAUUUGUGUCGGAAAGUGAUACAGCAGAGACUCAGCAGAAAGAGGAAGUUGUGUGAUCAGACGCGACGACUUCCUGUUCCUCCAAAAAUGAAGGUUUAUCUCUCAAGGAUCAUGUUUUAUCUGCCCGCUUAUGAUCCGGAGUCAGAUCCAGAAUCUCUGGAUUAGAUAUCGAUUCAGUCACGAUCAUAAAAGCUGGACUACAUGUGGUUUGGAUAGUGUUCGUAUUCUCUACUGUGGACUCGGGGUCCAAUGUUUCACCGCAUCACGCUGUCUUGUGUUCUCUUUAUUGGUUUUAUGUUGUUUUUUUUUUUUUAUUUUGUUUGUUUGUUUGUUUUUUUUUGUAGUAUAAUCGCCCCAAUUGCCUUUCGUGGGUGAUUUUAAAUUAAAAUUGCACACAAAUUCAGCAUACUUUGCAGUGCAGAUUUUAAAGAAAUUUCGUUUUUGACGAUUUUUGAAGGGAAUGAUAUUCAUUUAUCACAGUGAGAAUUAGCUCUCUCAGUGGAGGGAUAAUGAAUCUUAAAAUAGUGAAGAUUAGAAACGUUCCUAAACUUUCCAUGAAAAUGAUUUUUAUUAAGUGCAUUUAAUUAAUCAGCAAAAUUUUGUGUCCAUUUUCUAGUCACUUUUGUUGUAAAGUUGAUAUUUAGAGGCAUUUUCUGUUCCAAGAUGGAACUGAUACAAGAAGCUAACACCAAUUAAUUGAAAAUGGAAAAAUCAUUGUAGUUGAAAUUUCUUUUUCUAUAAGACUUCUCCUCAGCCUUUACAUACAAUGUUUGGAGGAUAUAUGGGAAUCUAUUUGUCCUUCUAUCCCACUUUACAGUACUGUACAGACUCUAUUCUGUAGGAAGACUAAGGUCUAGAAAAAAAUGUUUCUGCUCUUUGGGUGAAAAAAUAGGUAGGUAGGAGGCAAAUUUAAAAAAAAAAAAAAACAUCUAGAUAACACUGUUGACAAAAGAAAUGGUGCCUAAAACUGAUAAAGCAUUUUUGUAACUUAAAUUAUAGUAAUUUUUAUACAUCAUGUACAUUGCACAAAAUUGGAAAAUUCAGAUCUUUACUGAAAAAAAGCAUAAAAAAAUUUGGGGUCAGCACAAAAAAUUAGGGUCAGCACUAUAAAUUAGGGUCAGUCAGGAAAGCAGAAACAUAUUUUUUUUUUCUAGGCCUAAGUGCUGAUACUUGCCACAAAGGUUGCUUCUGACCAGAGGGUAAGUCUUAACCAUAAAACCAAGUUCAUUUUGAAAAGAAAGUCAUAGUCACACUGUUCAAAUUGUUAAAUUCUUGUCCUUGCCUUAUGUAGUGAAUAUUCAUUUGAAGCUCACGUACAUGGAUUUGACACAAGGGAGUAACUUGUCUGAUACAAAAACAAGGUCAUUUGGAUAAGGUCAAGGUCAAAGGACUCGGGGAUCAAUUUUUCCCCCGUGUCAAGGCCAUAUAAGUUGACAAGUUGAUUUUACUGUUUUAGUCAUGUUACAUAAAAAAUGUCAAUGCUUAAAAAGAUGGAAGAUCAAAAUUGUAAAUUACGAAAGAGUUUGCUAAUUGAUUUCAAAAUAACAUUUUACAAUGAAGCUGGAUAAAGAGAACUAAAUGCUACCACCUGGCCUUCACAUAAAUAAGUGGAUGUCAAUUAACACCACAUUCCUGUUAAUGAAACUGUAUUGAAAUGUGAUAAUUCUAUUGGCAUACUAGACAAUUUUGAAAUAAUUUAUAAAACUGUUAACAAAAUAAGUUCACAUUUUGCAUAUAGAAUAUCAUAAACAUUGUCAUGUGUGUUUUACUCUUUAUUUGUUAGAGUAUCUUGGAUUAUUUAAUUGUGUUAACAUGGUUAAUGUAAAUGUUUCUAUUAGAUGUUCUCCUUAAUGACCUUCUGUUAUUACUGUUAUGUUUGUUUUAGUAUCAUGGGGCCUGAAUGCAAUCUGGUACACUGUCUAGGGUAUGUUCUUGGGUAUCAACUUUGUUGGACAUGUUAAGGGUUGUCAAGAAAGCUAGUGGACAAUUACUGAUGUCUGUUCACAAAAUGAGAGAAACAAAUAAAAUUAUUUGAUAAGCUGCUGUGUAAAAAGAAUUAAAAACAACUGAAUAUAAUUCUUACAGCAAGUUAUCUAUUGUAGUGUUAUUGUUGCACGGUCAUGUCUAUGUUUCAUGAUUUCUGCAAUGUGACAGCAAUAUUUUCUGAACUUAAAUUAUCAUAAAAUAUGUUACUUGACUUGAUAACGAUCCUUUCUCUUUCAUCUAGUAAGAGUAGUGAAGUCCAUCUUGGACCACAUCAACUGUAGGAUAUUCCUGGCUUACAAUAGUAAAAAAUAAAUCAACAAACUGAUGCAUGUUUUUAUAAAAGUAUGGUGCCUGUCUUGAAGCCAUGGACCAUAAUAUGAAGCUUUAUUAUUAAAAACUUAUUUACUUUCAUUUUUCAGUGCCUCUUUAAGCUUCAACAUCCUGUAUUACCAUGAUUACUGUUUUGUUAUUUUAGAAAACAUUUCUACUUAACUUUCACAAAUUUUAAGAAAUUCUUUCACACAAUAAGACUUUCUUAUGAGGAUCCAAUUAACUAUUAAGGAAGAAUUGAUGUUCCCUUUCCUUGCCAAUCCUGGAUCAUUGAGAGACAUUUUUUUAAAAAUUCUAAUUAUUGAAAUUUAAACUUGAACAAAAACACACUGCUGGAAAUUUUAUCAAAAUCUAUUUUGGUACUAAAUUUGACUUCAUGUAAAUAAUGAUUUUUAAAAAAUGUGACUGUUCACUAACUUCUUGGACUACCUUUGUACGUGUUCUUGUACAUUCCAUAAACUAUUUAUUCCUGUGUUUUUCAUUCAAAUUUUGUCUUUGUAUUGAUUGUGAUCUUGUCCAAGUUCAUGUCUUUUUCUUUAGAAGUUUAAAAAUAUGAAAUUAAAAAAAAGUAUAUCAAA
This is a messenger RNA of Saccostrea echinata, 3925 nucleotides long. Its product is annotated as serine/threonine-protein phosphatase 6 regulatory ankyrin repeat subunit B-like. NCBI's taxonomy places the organism in Eukaryota, Metazoa, Mollusca, Bivalvia, Ostreida, Ostreidae. Gene Ontology annotation, molecular function: protein binding. The record is from RefSeq and is a predicted model, not a curated record. Gene Ontology annotation, biological process: intracellular signal transduction. The transcript has 5 exons. Bases 186 to 1196 code for a protein of 336 amino acids.